Messenger RNA from Hyalella azteca, 9188 nucleotides. RefSeq names its product protein lava lamp. Bases 7 to 8511 code for a protein of 2834 amino acids. NCBI's taxonomy places the organism in Eukaryota, Metazoa, Arthropoda, Malacostraca, Amphipoda, Hyalellidae. The record is from RefSeq and is a predicted model, not a curated record. The transcript is spliced from 12 exons.
GGCAAAAUGUACUGGUCUGGUGGAGAUUCAGAGCCUCCUGACACAUGUCAGCUGCCAGCAAUGGCUGGGUCUUCAUCAGCUGCAGGAACCACUCCACAAGUGCAACAAGAACUGCAUCAGCUACAGGAACAGUUGGCUGCUCAACAGCAACUAUUGGGAAAUUUGAAGAACAAGAUGCCUCAAGCUUCCUCCCAGGAUAUCACAACUCGCCUGGCUGCCAUGCGGAGUCGUUUGAACCGACCGCCACCCAAGCAUAACAAGAAAACUGACGCCAAACUUCCCUCUGACAUUGUUGACUGUCAGAUGUUACACACCGAAUCUAUGAGCGUUGACUCUUCUACUCAGCCUUUUGAAGUGGUCCUCAAGGAGAGUGAGCGAGGAAUGCUGUCAGAGAGCAGCAAGAUGGGAGGGAGUUUGGCUGACGUGAGUGUCAUGUCAGGUCAUGUCAGGGCUCUAGACGCGAGCUCUCAGAAUGCUGCAUGCGACCCUUCCAUUGAAGGCAUUCCGAAAAAAGCCAGAACCUCGUCGUUCUCUGAAGGAUCAUCUCAAUCGAAAAUUCAGCUCCUAAGAAAACAGUUGGAUGAAAAAAGAACUAAGUACGAACGACAACAACGUGAUAACAAAGAAAAGAAAGCAAGUAUGGACGAAAUGAAGAAGAAAAUGGAGAAACUUAGAUGUGAAUUGGAACAGAGAAACGAUUUCAUUCAAAAUUUGGAGAAAGGUAUCAUUCCCCUGCACUCUCAGCCCACCACCCAACAGCUCUGUCAGCAGCUGCUACAGAAAGACGCCAUAGUUUUAGGGCUGACAGCGCGUGUUGCAGAGCUAGAGAGUCAGUGUCAGGAUCAGGCUGACCAGCUUGGUGAACGAGACAGCUUAAUUGAAGCACGCACUGAAGCAGUAACUCUCAUCACCAAGGACCGUGACGAGAAGAUUAUGAAGAUGAUGGAGGAUCUGGAGGAGCGAGAGAACUGCAUGCGUGACUUGCAACACCGCCUCACUGCGCAAGAGGAGAAGUGGAAAUCUGAGCGAGAUAACCUGACCAGAACAUUGGCUGAGAGAAGCAGUCGACUGGCGCAAGUUGAGGAGACCCAAAGGAGAACAGAAAGCAUCAGGUUCGAAUUGGCUGCACGGAAUGCAGAGUUACAGGAGAAGAUAGUGAGCUUGCAAAGCAACCUAACCGAGGUGACAGCCAGUAUGGAGGAGGAAAAAACGAAAAAUCAGCUGAGCCAGAAUUCUAUUCAGGACCUCAAACAAAAGUUGUGCAAGGCUGAAGCCCACGGCAAAAGUAAACUAAAGAGCUUAGAAAAGCAAGUUAAGGCCAUUAAAACUGGUGAAGGACAACCAUCCGGGCAAAACAUACUAGAUCUCCAUAACCAGAUUGCUGAGCUGGAAGAGGAGAAAGGUAAUCUUCAGCUCCGUCUUGUCGACUUCGAUGAUUUAAAGAGUGCCAACAGUACCCUUGAAGAAAGCGCAACUGCUUUAAGAAAGAAAUUGGACGAAUUAACCAAAGAAUUAGAUGAUAAAUCUGUAUUCAUUUCCACGUUGGAGAAUGAAAAAAUUAAGCUUGUAGAACUAUUGAACGACCGAGAAAAGAAAAUGGUUGAUCUGGAAAUAAAUUCAUCUCAUCUACAAGUAGAAGUUCAUGAGAUCUCAAAAAUCAAGUUGGAAUUGGAAGGUAAAGUGAAAGAGUUGAACGAUAAGAAUGAAUUGAUCAGUGGUGAGCUCGCUGAAUUGCAAAACGAAUUUAAACUACAGAUUGAAGCUAAAGAAAAUACUUCAAGUGACAACGAUAAAGAAGAACUUGAAAAAAAUCUUCGUGAAUUGACCAAAGAACUUGAGUCUGCAAGAAAACUCUACGAAAUUCGUGAGAAGGAAGUUGAAACUCUCAAGGAGAAGGCCAAGUCAUGUGAACUUUCGGAACAAGAAACACUGGAGGCGAAUCAGAGGCUGCUUGGUAUCUUAACAGACAAAGAGAAUAGUCUUGCUAGUUACGCCAUUGAGAUGGACUCGUGGAGCGAUACUAAAGCGCAGCUAGAGAACGAGAUACGGGAACUGCACGAGCGAUGCCAACGAAUGGAGCUGGAGGCCGAGAGUGAAAAAGCCACUCAAGUGGACGAAAUGAGGAGGCUGCAUAAACUUCUUGCUGACAAGGAUUCAGAGCUCGAGAGUCUCUUGGAUGAGCACAAGAUAGAGAUUCAGAAACUGCUUGAUAGCGUAAGGCAGACAGAAAGUCUACAGGACAAGCUCUCUGAAAUGGAGGAGCUAUUUGACCGUACAGGGGAUGAACUAGCCAGCUUCAAGAAACGGAACUCAAGACUCGAAAAAGCUAUUGCUGAUAAUGAAAAGGUUAUUUCAAGCUUAAAAACAGAGUUGAAAAACUUGCAGGAAGCUCUUGAUGAUAACAAGGAAAGGAUAUGGAAUUAUGAACAGUUAGUCAAGGAAUUGAAAUCCGAUGCUCGGAAGACGGAGCAAAAUGCUGCGAAGUUAGCUGAGCUUAAGAAAGAAACUGAAAAAUGUCUCGAGAACAAGAGCAGAGAACUGGAAAAGUUGCAAAAGGAUCUAAAUAAUUCCCAGAAGAUGCUUGAAGAUGCUCAGGCAAACUUGAUUGACAGAACUGAAGAAGUGACUUCUUUGUCUUUGGAGCGGGAAUCUCUUCUUGAGCAGGUGCGGGAACAGCAGAGUCUUGCUGACAACAAGCAGCAGCAAAUAGCUUCUCUGGCUGCUGAAAUUGCAUCCAGAAGCAGCGGUGUUUUGGAGCAAGAUUCUGUAGUGCAAAUGUCCACAGCCGAUGCUGACUUUAUCAAAAAGUGUUAUGAGGAAAUGGAAGCCAAGCUAACCUUGAAAAAUAAGCUCCUUACAGACGUCCAAAAUCAGCUGGACGCCUGUAUUUUUGAUGUUAAGCAGUGCCAAGCAGAGCUGCUGGAGCGUGAAGUCACUAUCCAAGACCUGACCACAAGACUUGCUCAGAAUGAAGAUCGUGAAAAUCAACAACGCGUUGGUAUUCAAGAUUUGCAAUCCAACUUUGUUACAGAGCAGAAGGCAAACGAAGAACUUCAGAGUAAUCUCCUACAGGAGCUAAAACUUCGAGAAGAAUUACAAAGGUCACUAACUAUUGAACAGACGACUCGAAGUGAGUUGUACGAUACUCUUGAGCAGGAAAAGGAAUUACGUGCUGAAUUGCAGAAUAGUUUAGAGUCUUAUCAGCUGGCGCAAGAGAGUGUCCAGCGCCAGUGUGACUUCAUGAACAGCGAACUAGCCCGCAGCUCAGAACUAACUAGCUCACUAUCAGCGCAAGUUACUGAGCGGGAUCAGCAGCUGACUGAGUUACAACAAGAAUUGAAUUCCAUACAACAGGUGUUAAAUGAACGCGAGCAACAGCUGGCUGAGGUGCAACGUAACUUGACUGAUAGCAACUCGCAGCUUGCUGAGCUGCAGCUAAAGCUUGCGGCACGCGAGAAGCAGGCAGAAGAGAUGCAGCAGAAGCUAGACGCAGCGACGUCUCAACUGGAAAAGUCUACGAUGCAGUGCGCUGAGGUGAGUGCAUAUCAAGAGCAAGCGGCUGCCAACGCCACGGCUAACGAACAACAGCUCCAGUGGAACCAGGAUCAGGUCAUGCAAAUGCAGCUCGACCAUGAAAGCAAACAAAAGCUAAUUGAGGAGAUGCAGUCCCGCAUUGAAGAGCUCGUAGCUCAGGCAGAGCACAAAGAUGCACAGACCAAAGAAUUUCUGAGUGAGUUGAAUGAGCGCCAGCAGAGAAUAAGCUGCCUUGAAAGCGAGUUAAUGGCGAUUAAAAGUGAGUACGAUGUUCUGAUGGAACAAUACCAGUCGGCCAGUUCCUAUUAUUCUUCACUGCAAGCAGAAUACGAAAACUUGAAUCAGAGUUCGUUGAGCGUUUCAUCUGAACUUCAACUGAAAACUACAGCACUGCAAGAGGUUUCCGAUAAAAAUGUUUAUCUGGAAGCAAAUUUAGACGAAUUGCGAAGAUCAACGGCUGAACGCGAGUCUUCUCUUCAGAAUUAUAUUGAAGAAUUGAAGGAUAAAAAUUCUUGUCUUGAAUCGCAGCUUGCAACUGUGACCGACUCGAAUGUUGUUAACUUUGGAGUAAAUGAAAAUCGGACUGAGAUCGAAGCUAGUCAGCGAAGAAUUAGAGAAUUGGAAGAGCAGCUAAAUGAAGCAGUCGUUGCGAGAGAUUCGGCGCGCAGUGAACUUGCAACAAGAACUAAUGCCGUUUCAGUUGGAGGGGAGCGACAUCUGGAAGAACGAUGCCGGAUGCUAGAAGCUCAACUGGAAGACGCUGCCCUCAAAAUCGCACAGCUGGAGACGAGUUUGGGCACAGCGAGCGGCGGCGCGGUGGAGCGACAAAACAGCCUCGCCUCUGAGGAACUCGGCGAAGUGGAUCUCGGCGGCGACGGUGGCCGCGCCUCGCCCGAGCUGCGAGGUCUGCAGCAAGCCUUGCUGGAGAAGACGGCUCUGGUGGAGCAGAUGCAGGAGCAACUCACUUCCCUCAAACAUUCAGCGCACUCACAGCAAGAGGAAAUGGCGUGGCUCAAUCAAAAGAUACAAGGCUUACAGGAGACCAACAAGAAACUUGAGGACCGCAGACAAGAGUUACAGCAACAGCUGCUACAGGAAGCCGAGCAGAACUCCACGCUUUGCGAGAAAAUCACAUCGCUCGAGCAAACGUUAGUAGAUGUUAGAGAAGAGUUAAGUGCUUCCCAGAGCUCGAGUUCUGAUCUCAUAGCUACUCUCAAUCAACAACUAGAAGAACGCAAUGCGCUAGCUUCAAGCCUCACGUCCGAGCUAGAGGCGGAGAGAGCGCAACGCCUGCACCUUGAGAAUAUUUCUAUUGAUAAAAAGCCUUCCAGUGACAAGCAAGUAGAUGAAGUCAUCGCGAGCUCUGAGGCAGUACAGACCUAUGGUACUGCCAGUAUGUUGUUCUCUGUAGCCACUACUGCUGAAGCUUCCGCCGCUUCUUGGUUCUCUGAUCACUCAGCCGAGCAGAGAAGCGCCGUCGAUCUCAUGCCAGCGCCCUUGCUGGAAGAGCAAACACUACAACCACCAGCCACCACCGCAACUCUUGUGGCUGACGAUGCCGUUGGCGCGGCACAAGAAGCCGACGUUAACAUCGCCGAGAUGCAGUACAAGCUUGCCUGGUACGAGGAGCAGUGGGGUCCUUUCACCACUCUGUAUAACGAGUUACUUCAGCAACACGAAGAGGCCAAAACCAAGAUAUCCCAACUCACUGCUCUCAUCGAUGCUACGUCUGAAACUGGAGUAAUUCACUGUGAGUCAUCGGUGGAAGGUGAAGCACAUGCAAGAACCGACGUCCCAUUAGGCGCUUCUGUGGCCGGUGGAUCGAGUGAUGAGCAGAUGAGUUUAUCAAGCGAGCCAUACGCGGCUCUCUUAGCUCAAUAUCAAGAGUCUUGUCGACGUGUAGAAUUGCUAGAGCAACAACUGCAUGAACAAAAACAACAACUGCAGCAGACUCUUCCUGUCGGGAAUGCCGUUGUCGCGGCUGAUGUUGCGGCUGCGACACAAUCAAUACACGCUACAAGUACACAAUCUGCUGCCUCAUUCUUCACCAAGUCAGGCCAGGUAUCGUCAUCAGGAGGUGCAAAUUUCUUCGAUGCUGCCCCUGCUAAGUUAGAUCUGCAAGCAACGUCCCCGAGCCUCGAGGAACGUUUUCUUGCAGCGACACGUGACAAUGAACGCCUGCUGGGGGAGGUGACUGAGGCCAAGAAAAUAUUACUGGAGACGACGGAGCAGCUCCAUGCGGAGCAGAUCAGCUUGCAGCGAGUGCAGGCUGAGCUGCAGCUCAUUCAGCAGGGCGGCAGCGGGAGGAUGACGGAGUUGGAGCAGAUGGUGGGCAGCGCUGAGGCAGAGAUCGCCAAGCUGCGGGGGCAGCUCAAUACUUCACAAGAAGAGCUCAACAGGCUGCAGUCACUCGUGCUGGAGCUGGAGGAGUCCCAGGAGGCCAGAGACAGCAAAGCUGCGGGCCAGCUUGGCAGCCUCGAGGAGUCGCUUGGGCUGCUGCGUCGCGAGAACAGCACCCUCAGGAGUGAGCUCGAGGUGAUGGAGGGUGAGAACUCGCGUCGCUCCACCGACAUAGAAAUUCUCGAGUCCGAAAACACGAGGCUCAGGACAGAUCUCGAGACCUCGAGCCAGGCAGCUCAGAUGCUCGAAGCCGAGAAGGAAAGUCUUGUAGUGGAGAUCCAACGGCUUGAAACUGGGAUGAAGAGAUUGAGAGAACAGGUGGCGCAGGGUGAUGAAGCUCUCACGCAGUCGUCGGACCAAAUUCGAGCCUUGCAUGAACAGCUCUUGGCUACACAAGAACAACUGAUGCAUCAGCAACAACUCUCGGCACAACAACAUGAGCAGCUUACGGCUGCAGAACUGAAGCUUCAAGAACAAUUGGUAGAGCUGCAACAGCAGCAACUGUCUACUCAGUUGGCAGAAGCAGCUGCUCAACAAUGUCUGCAGGCACAGGAGGCAAAAUCAACUGCAGGCCCCGCAAUCGAGGCUCACGAGCUUCAUGAAGAAGAGUUAGACUGGGGAUCAGAAGGCUGCAAAGACGUCGAGCAUCUGCAGCGAUCGUCUUCGCAAGAUGCUUCCCUCAGGGAGGAAGUGCGCACUCUUAAAGAACAGCUCAUUGCUGCUGAGAAGGAAAGGAAUGGUCUAUCAGACGACUUACAAGCCGCGAAAAUUAAAUCGGGCAAGCUUCUUCAGAAAGUCAAAGGGCUUCAGAGCGCUAACGAAGCGCUGCAAAAGGAUGUCAGCAAGUUGAAGUCGAAGGGCGGCUUGUCUGAUUUAGACCAGGCUCUGGAAGAAGAGUUCAAGCAUCAAGUAGCACAGGCUCAAGCCGAGCGAGACGAGUUAAAGCAAAAGUUGGAAGAAUUCGUCAAAGAAAAAGAUCAGCUCACGAGACAAAACGAGGUUCUGAAAGACGCGCACGACCGACUAAUAGAGAUCAAAGAAGAUCAAGAAGCUCAAAUAAGAGUAUUUAGCAUUCGUAAUCAAGACCUGGAGGCCAAUGUGGGCUCCUUGGAGUGGAGAAUCAGCGAGUUGGAGGAAACCGUGGAAGAGGAGCGGAGACGACCUCGCGCGACCAGUGAAGCAACAAUGAAGGAAGGAGACGAGCAACCCUCCUCAGAAGACACGAAGCAUCUCAAGGACCGAAUCAUUGCCCUCGAGUCUCAACUGGAUGAACUUAGUUCAAACUACAUGAAAAUAGAGUCCCUUAAUAAAGACCUCAAUGGAAGGCUCGGUGAACUCGAAGCUGAGAACGCACGUUUGUUGAGCAUAAAAGAGAGUUUGGAUGCUGAGCUCAAACUCUCCCAGCAAACUAAUAUCAAAGCUAAUGAAGAUGUUGGCGUCUACAAGGAAGCUUUCAUCGAACAACAAGGACAGUUUGAGAAACUCACUGAGGAAAAGAACUCAUUGAGCAAUGACCUGGGUGCAACUGAUUACCAGUUGCGGACUAUGAAGAGCGCCUACAAUGCGCUCUUUGAGGAGCAUGAAGAGAUGAAAGCUGACAACGCAGCCAUGAAACACGACUUCCUGACGCUGGAAGGUGAGCGCGACCGCUUGCUUGAGGACGUGGCGGGCCUCACCGCUGAGCUGGAGGCGUACAGGCAGGAGACCAUCGAGGGCACCGUCAGGGGGCUCGAGGACGAGCUCGCCGCCCUCAGGGAGACCUGCAACGCCCUUAAGGAGGAGGCCACUGAGCACGGCGCUCAGCAGGCCGCAAUGCAGGACGAGGUCUUGAGACUCACUCGUGACCUACGCUUCAGCCACAGCCUGCUGGAUGACCUGCAGACUCGCCUGCAGCAGAAGGAGCAGAACGAACGAAUAAGCAACUCUGCUGUGGAGAUGCUGGCGAGAAGAGAGCGCUACACCGAGGCCGAGUCUGCCGCCUUAGCUAAGCAAAAUGAAACGCUUACUGAGGAACUGGCGCGACGCAGGCGCGAGAUGGACAACCUGGAGGAGCAAGUGCGUCACUGGCAGCAGCAGACGCAACACCUCAGCAGACAGGUGGAGUCAGCUGACGCUUCGUUGUCCCGCCUGAGCGAGGCAGCAGUGUCGCCUGCGGAGAGCAGCGCUGAGCUGGAGGCGGCGCUCGCCUCGCUGCACCUCAGGGACCUGCGCUGCCAUCAGCUCAUCAUUGAGAUCAAUAAAUUGGUGGAGGAGCGCGACUCGCUGCAGCUCCGUCUGAGCGCCGCCCUUCGUAGCAACCAGGACUUGGUGAGGCGCUGCCAGGGCGCCGCUGCCGACGCUGGCGAGGCGCCACUCGCGUCCCCUGCUGGCGACGACAUCUCGCCGCCCCUCAAGACAAAGUUGGACGAGCUUCGCGAGCUGAACGACGUGGUGGAACAGAAGACGAUGGCGAGUGUGCCGCCUCACCCCACCAUCGUCACCCCCGAGUACACCCUGACGAGGGAGACGCAAGCCACGUCCUCCACCCUCAUAAACUGGAUCAUGGGGCGCACUACGCCCAGGGUGAUGCACGUCUGACGUGGCGCUCUGCCUAGUGAUGCAUGUCUGACGCGGUGCUGACAACUCGUGCGAUGGUUUAUAGUUCAGCAGUUGCUGAAACUAUCUAGUUGCAUAGAAUUUCUGGAUGCAUUCGUCGUAUCGCCAUUUUUUUGUUCUAUUUGUGUAAUAAUAUCGAUAACCAUCAGUUGUUGACCCAAUAUAUGAGAAUCUAUUUAUUAUUUUAUAUACUUUUAGCUUGUACAAACACGGCUGUUGACAUUGCUUGGGUAAAAUAAGGAUUGCGCAUCAACUUGUGCGGGAGCUUCUGUUUUGGGUCGCGACGAGCUUGUGCCUUCGGCUUCUGUUUUGUGUCCCGACGAGCAAUCCUGACGCCAUAAUCACGUCGGCUUACUCGCUAGCACUGGCUUUCGGCACGGAACAUACGUGUUAGGCAUUUAAAAACGGAGGAAAAUUUGUUGACAGAAAACUUUGCCUUCCUAUGCGCAAGGUCACGACAUCUGAUACGUCUAGACUCUAGAGAGCUAUGCACCAGUUUCCAACAUAUACUUGUAUUUACUUAAAGAGCAUCGCUUGAUGAUUAGCCCAAGUAAUGAUGACUAAUAAGGCUGUAGUUCAAUUUUAUAAGGGGCGUUGUUGGUAAAAGUGAGUUCAGGUAGUAAUUUGAUUGAUGUAAAUAAAAUAAACUUUAUAUCGUU